Saccharomycopsis crataegensis is the source of this 564-nucleotide messenger RNA. RefSeq names its product Arf family GTPase CIN4 (gene CIN4). Lineage: Eukaryota; Fungi; Ascomycota; Saccharomycetes; Ascoideales; Saccharomycopsidaceae. Bases 1 to 564 code for a protein of 187 amino acids. The record is from RefSeq and is a predicted model, not a curated record. Gene Ontology annotation, molecular function: GTPase activity; GTP binding. Gene Ontology annotation, biological process: protein folding. The transcript has a single exon. Gene Ontology annotation, cellular component: microtubule cytoskeleton; cytoplasm.
AUGGGUCUUCUAUCCAUCAUCAGAAAACAAAAAUUAAAAGAACACGAACUCAGGGUGUUGGUUCUUGGUCUUGAUGGUGGUGGUAAGACCAGUGUUGUCACCAAAAUAUUGCACGAAGACACAUCCCAGAUCGCCCCAACUAUGGGAUUCAACAUCAGUACCAUCCAUCAUAGUAAUUUCACUCUCAAUGUAUGGGAUAUCGGUGGCCAAUCGACCAUCAGGGCCUUCUGGGAUAACUAUUUCAUGAACUGUGACUGUCUUGUAUGGUGUAUCGAUGCUAACUCGUUAGAAAGAUUGCAAGAAUCUUUUUCCGAAUUCAGAAAAUUAAUGGAUGAGGAAAGAUUGGUCGGCAGUGGGCUAUUAAUCUUGGUCAACAAAAUAGAUUUGGUACCCACUAAUGAAAUUGAGACAACCGUACAGUUGAUCAGAAAAACCUUGAAAAUUGAUGAAAUUACUAAUCAUAACGUGGGAAUUUUGCCAGUCAGUGCCAUCACUGGUAAAAACAUUGACAGAAUAUUGGAUUGGAUCGUCUCUGAGGCCAGCGAAAGAUUGUACAUUUUGUAA